GUGGCGGAUGUGGAGGUGGGGUUGGUGAAGAUGGAGGUGGGGUUGGGGUUGUUUAAAAAUUUAGUGGUAUUUGCUUUAGGAUUUAGUGAUAUUUCAGCUUGGUUUUUAGUUUGUAGAAUAAGGAGGUUUCUAUUGGAGUAAGACUAUAUAUAUAUAUAUAUAUAUAUAUAUAUAUACACACACACACACACACACUGUAUAUAUAUAUAUAUAGGGUCCUACUCCAAUAGAAACUACUAGAAUAGAAACUAAAUGAAAACCAAUGCGAUUAAGUAGAAUGAUGCGGGUUUUGGGACCGGGGAUGGACCCCGAGGGGGCCUAGACGGGGUCUAAGUGGGGCCUAAUAGGGCCGGGUCGGGGCCUAGUGGGACCAUGGUGGGGCCAAGGUUUGGCUCUUUAAGACUGUCUGGAGCCUGUCCAGGGCCUGUGGGGAGCCUUGGCGAGGCCUUAGAGGGCCCGGGUGGAUUGAGUGGGGGUGAGGGUGAGCCCUAGGUGGGUGAUGACAUAUAGGGGGUGGGUGAUGACAUAUAGGGGGUGGAUGAGGUCAUUUAGGUAUAGUUUCUCUUGGUUUCCAUUUUAGUUUUUAUUUUAAUGGUUUCUAUUUGAGCAAUUGCCUAUAUAUAUAUAUAUAUAUAUAUAUAUAAUCUUCUUCGAAUUAUUUUCAGAUUUUUGAAAUCUAUCAGAAUAUUUUUAAUUUUUUUAUAUCAAUUUAACCUUUUAAAAUUCAAAAACAGACAAGUAACAUAAACAAUUGAACACGGAUAGAUAUUAGUAUUUAACUCUAUUCCCAGUUUUGCACCCGAGAAAUGAGAACUUGCAGAAAACAAGAAGUCAAGAAACCUGCAAGGAACCGAGUGUUGAUAGCUAGCCUAUAUCAACCCCUGUCGCUGCAGAUCGGUGUAUGUUUUCUUACUAUAGAUAUUUCCCUCUUGGUCUUCAUACUCCUCUUCAAGGUCCGGACGCCACUUGUUCACUUCUUGACGCUCUUGUAUACGGUCCCAUAAUUGUUUCGCUUCCUCAAUCGAUGUGAUUUCAUUGAAAUUCUUGGUAUUAGGAAUGCCAAGGCAACGCAUUCCGUGCUGAUGCCUCCAUUCCUUAAAGUGACGCUCAUAGGCUCUACGGCCCCGGUAACUCUGGUUCCCACAUAUCUCACAUUUAAACUCCUGACCCAGACCAUGAAGCUUGUACAACCAGUAUGGUAUAGGCUUCCCAUCCCAACCCAUUGGCAACUUCAAAGGAUUAUUAUAAAUUUUCUGCUCAUCGUCAUCACUUUCAGUGUCGGCUUGUACCUCAUCAUCUUCUGAUCGUUCUACUUCCAUCUCUCGGUAUGUUAAAGCCUGCUUCUUCUCAACAUUUUCUUUUGUACGUACUAUUGUCUUAUGUAACAGAUCGCAUAGCUUUUCCAUCUUAGCUUCCAUCAAGGCAAUUUCUUGUUCUCCUUUCAGAAAAUGCUUUUUAUCCAAAUUUUUGAGAGGUGUAUUCUUGGUAAGGAAAAGCCUCUCUGCACGCUCAAGAAUAGUACCACCAGUCUUUAGUCCUAGUGCUGCCAAACCCUCCUUUAACCGCUCAGGUCCCGCCUCGAUGAGCUCUUCAACUGUGCUGUAGUCAUCAAGAUCAAUGGCAGUGUGUCGAGAAGGAUCAUGUCCGUUGUUGUUCUCCUCCAACUCCGUUUUAACCUUUGAGAAAAUGGUUUCCAGGUCUUGCAAGGGUUCUGUCCGUUGAAAGAAACCUAUGAGAUACUCCAGCAGCUUGCUCAGAUACUCCUUGUAUUGCCUUGUAAGCUUCAAUUUGCGAGGUAUUUUCCGAUGAGCUUGUGGAAACACUUCAAGGUAGGCGGAGUACUCAACGGGCUCUCCAAAUUUAGAAUUAAUGUAAUCGUUGUAAAGUUGGUGCAGAUCUAGAUAACGACCAGAACCUUCCUCGCCACUGAAGUAAAUUACCUCGAGCAUUGGCUCAAUUUCAUCAGUUGCAUGAUCAACAACACGAUGACGCCUAUGAUACUCCCGAAUCUCUUUCAAUAGAUCGUAAAACAGGUUAUGUUCGUUAUCCAUCUGGCAUUCGAGAGCCGCAAUCUCAUCUUUCCUGGCAUUGUCGUCAUCUUGAUAAAUCUCAAUGAGUUUGUAAGUCGUGGCGGAGAUUUGAUCGAUCAUACUGCGAACGCGGUGGCUCUGGUGAAGACGGUCUCUGUUACAAGUAGGUUCGUUUUGGAGAUAUUCCUCGACGAUUGUUCGCUCGAGGCGUUCGACUUGCUCGUGAUACGCGCGAGUCACCUCUAGUAAAGUCGCCGACAUCUCUCUCCUUGGUCUCUCUAUGAUUCUCUCUCUCUCUCUAUAUCUCCCUGGUCUCUCUAUCUCUUUGAUUUGAGGGUUUUGUGACAAAAGUUUAGGGUUUUGGAGAAUUGAUUAUGUGACUUAUAUAGAUGCAAAAGCAAAGUUCUAACUUCUAACCUUAGUCGAUAUCAAUUCGGAGUGAAUCAAUUCUUUCCCUCUUCGAUAUGGUUUGUGAUGGAAACAUUCAUUGUCUUUGUUAAAUUUUUCUCUGAAUUCAAAUAGGAUUAUGAGGCAAAACUUUGAUAUAUUUUUGUUUUUUGAUGCACUUUGAUAGAGCUUUGAUAUAUUUUUGUAUUUAUCUAUCGAGAGGCUACUGAGUCGAUAGCAAAUUCAGAAAAUAGAACACAAAUUUUGGGCGGAAUCGGAAUACAAAGCCUAAUCCGUGUCGAAAAAGAAAAAUCCGGCCAGCUUGUCUAUAUAUUCUAACCACCGUAUUGAAUUAACAAGGAGAACAUAUCUCUCGUCUCUCUCGCCCCCCCCCCCCCCCCCCCCCCCCGCUCCUCUCUCUCGAACAAGGCAAGAUGUUAGGCUCCACGCCGAUACUGCCCCUUCCGGCUCCACCGAUUGAUGGGAAUCUUGGUCCUCUCCCUCCAUCUGAAUUGCAAGAUAGGGAGAUUCAUGAUGAUAUCGAGGAGAAAGAAGCAAGGCAGGCUAGCUCGGCUUCUGUAUCUGUUGCCACUCACACAAAAACUAUUGGACUUAUUCAUCCACCUCCGGAUAUUCGAACCAUUGUUGAGAAAACAGCUACUUUUGUGGCUUUUGAGGCAAAGGAUAGGAAAGAAUUCGAACAUAGGAUUAUGAAUGAUAUUCCCAACAAUCCAAAAUUCAAUUUCUUAAAAUCUUCAGACCCGUAUCAUGCCUAUUAUCAGCAUCGUUUAUCUGAAUCUCGUAGUCAGACUUCAGAUGCAUCUGGUCUUGAGUCAGCAGCUCCUGCUGCUGAUGACAGCAAUGGGGAGGCAAAGCCUGAUCCCUCGGAACAGUUCUGGACUGUUCGUAAACCCCUUGAACCCCCAGCAGCAGAGCAGUACACUGUUCGUCUUCCUGAAGGAAUUACUGGGGAGGAGUUGGAUAUGAUUAAGCUCACAGCACAGUUUGCAGCUCGGAAUGGGAAAUCAUUUCUGCAAGCACUCUCACGUAGGGAGGGGAAUAACCCCCAGUUCAACUUCAUGAAGCCCAAACAUAGCAUCCUGUUUAAGUUUUUUACUUCUCUAACAGAUGCAUAUUCGAAAGUGUUAAUGCCUCCGAAGGGUUUGACUGAUAAACUGCAGAGCAGUGUUGACAGCAUGACGACCAUCCUUGAACGUUGCCUUCACAGGUUGGAGUGGGAGCGUUCUCAAGAGCAGGCAAGGCAAAAUAUCAUGGAUAAGGUGCGGCAAGAAAGGAAACAGAGGGCCAGGAUUAUUGAUUGGCAUGAUUUCGUUGUUGUCGAGAUGAUAGACUUUGCCAAUAACGAGGAUGAUGAUUUACCAGCUCCAAUGACACUUGAGGAAGUCAUAAGGAGAAGCAAGAUGUCAACUUUGGAGGAGGAAGAAUUAAUUGUUGAGCCUGGAAAGGAAGUAGAAAUGGAGAUUGAUGAAGAAGAGGUUCAGCUUUUCGAACAAGGCAUGAAGGUUGCUAGUCUUAAAGAAAAUGGCGGCGGUAAGCAAAGUGAAGCCACAAUAACCCCAAUGGAAGAGGAUCAACCAAUGAGAAUUGUGAAGAACUGGAAGAGGCCUGAGGAGAGAAAUCGAGAUCCAACUAAAUACGUUGUUUCCCCAAUCACUGGUGAGCUAAUUCUGAUAAAUGAGAUGUCUGAACACAUGAGAAUCUCUCUCAUUGAUCCCAAGUACAAGGAGCAGAAAGAGAGAAUGUUUGCUAAGAUUCGGGAUACCACCCUUGCCCAGGAUGAUGACAUAUCCAAAAACAUUAUGGGACUUGCACGGACCCGUCCUGAUAUAUUUGGUACGACCGAGGAGGAGGUUUCUAACGCAGUCAAGGCAGAGACUGAAAAGAAAAAAUAUGAGCAGGUCAUAUGGGAUGGUCAUACAGGGAGUAUUGGACGUACUGCAACCCCCCAGGCCAUGUCUCAAAAUCCUAAUGGAGAGGAAAUAAAUGAUGUGGCCAGCAAUCUUCCUGGUCCUGCUGCUCCUCCAAGACCUGGUAUGCCAUCCAUACGGCCGCUUCCUCCGCCUGCAAACCUUGCUGCUGUUAAUAUUCCUCGACCCCUGAUUCUGGGGGCUGGGGUCCUUGCUCCAGCCCCACCACGGCCUCCACUUCAAGUUUGCGCUCCACCUCCCCCAUUGCAAAUCAACUACGGACAGCAGCCUUUCAUGGUUAAUCGACCUCUUCCUUUGCCUCCGUCAAUUUCUGUGAAUCCACCCAGUAUUCCCAUGCCACCCCCACCAGGAUCACAGUAUACACCUCUAACAGCUCCUCGACCUUAUGCACCCAAUGUCAUGCCCCAGCAUGGGAUGCAUCUUGGAAUUCACCCACCUAUGCCUCUUGGAAUUCCCCCACCGCCUCCACUUCUGGAGGAGCCUGAGCCAAAGAGGAAAAGACUCGGUGAUGAUUCUAUGCUCAUUCCUGAAGAUCAGUUCCUGGCUCAACACCAGGGACCGGCAAGUAUUAAUGUGUCUGUGCCAAAUGUUGAUGAUGUAAACCUGAAAGGGCAGGUACUGGAGAUUAGAGUACAAUCUUUAUCCGAGACGGUUAGCAGUUUGAAAGAAAAAAUUGCGGGAGGGAUUCAGCUUCCUUCAAACAAACAGAAACUGAGUGGAAAGGCUGGCUUUCUCAAGGAUAAUCUUUCCCUUGCUUAUUACAAUGUCUCAGGAGGAGAAACACUUUCCCUUUCGUUGAGAGAGCGUGGUGGUAGAAAAAGAUAAGAUUUUUUGUUAGCGGAUCUUUUGAAUUUUGACUAUGAAAAUUACAUAAGCAUUAGUCGUGAGAGGUUGGGAAUUGUUAAAUCAGAUUUGCAUUUGCUCAUUAAUGUCUGCAACAUAUUGGAUAUUAACAUUUUGUUAAGUAUAACUCCUUUGGAAUUUCAUGGUUAU
Daucus carota subsp. sativus is the source of this 5359-nucleotide messenger RNA. RefSeq names its product probable splicing factor 3A subunit 1. Gene Ontology annotation, cellular component: catalytic step 2 spliceosome; U2-type prespliceosome; U2 snRNP. NCBI's taxonomy places the organism in Eukaryota, Viridiplantae, Streptophyta, Magnoliopsida, Apiales, Apiaceae. The record is from RefSeq and is a predicted model, not a curated record. Gene Ontology annotation, biological process: mRNA cis splicing, via spliceosome; regulation of alternative mRNA splicing, via spliceosome. The coding region runs from base 2852 to 5191 and encodes 779 amino acids. The transcript is spliced from 2 exons. Gene Ontology annotation, molecular function: protein binding; RNA binding.